Acanthoscelides obtectus is the source of this 10026-nucleotide messenger RNA. NCBI's taxonomy places the organism in Eukaryota, Metazoa, Arthropoda, Insecta, Coleoptera, Chrysomelidae. The record is from the annotation of a GenBank genome assembly.
GUUUGUUUGAUUGUGAUGUGGUAAAAAGUCCCAAUGACAGAUCUAUGAACGCAUCUCCACUCAAUCAACAAUUUAGUAAGUUAAAUGAAAAUGUUAAAUGAAGUUUGUAAAUACAUAAACUUACCUUUUAACAGUGAGACAAUAAUUGGACACACUCAAACAGAUUUCUCAACAAAACAUGUACAUCGAAACGUCAAAUUUUUCGCAAGUUUGUGGGAAUGAAUGUCACAUGCUCAUCCGCGUCUGGUAGGUACACAAUUAAUUGUUUUCUAAGUGAUGAAUAUUAAGCGUAAGGGUGCGCGCGGAUUUCAUGUUUUGACUUCUCGAUACUUGUAUAAACUGCGAUUGAUGACGCGGGGUUUUGAAACAUUGGCAGAAUAAGUGAAUAUGAUAUUUAAUCUCUAAUUUUAUGCGUGUAAAUUAAACAUUACAUUGUAAUGUUAUUUGUUAAUGUCGUUUGUUUAUUUUUUUUUCUUUCUAAAAUGCAAACGCUUUCCGCCCCCCUUGGGAGGCGCGCCCCCCUGGUUAGGAACUCUUGCUCUAAAAGCUGGAUUUUCAACAUACACUUACCUCAAAGAUAAGUGCAGAAAUAGAAUAAAUGCAGAACCCGAUCUAAGACUUAAGCUUUCAGACAUUGAACCAAAUUUUGAAUUUCUUUGUUCCAACAAACAGGCACAAAUAUCUCAUUGAGGAUUUUUGCAAGUAUCGAAUUACUUGUAUUCAUAUUAUAUUAUUCCUUUUUUUGUAGGGCUUAAUUAGUUUUAAUAACGUUACUCUAAAUGUUUUACGUUUCAGUUGUUUUAAUUUACUUUGCUCAUUAUAACUAUUAUUCAUAUGAUUAAUAAAUCUUGAUUACAGCCAAAUAGUACUUACUUACUCUUACUAAAGACUAAUCAGGGGGUUCGCCGAUAUAUUCCAAUUUUUAUAAGGGGUUCGCAGAAAGAAAAACCGUUGGUUUAGGCUAUACACUCUCGCUUUGCGCUGUCACAUUUCGAUAAAUCUGUGUUGUCUAGGAUAUAGGAUAGUUGCUAUGCUUUCGUUUGUUGUUCCUGAGACCAAGCCUAGACCAUACAUACGUCUGUCCAUGGUUGGCUGUCUGUAUGGUAGGUUGGACAAAAGCAUCAUGUUUAGAUUUUAUAAAAUGUGUAUUGAAUAAGAAAUUAUUAUUUAACAUACAAUCAUCUUACAAUGUAUAAAUACAAGGUGUUAUAGAAUGUCGUCCGAAAAAUUUAAGAGCGAAUUCCGACAGGGAUUUUGAUCUUGGUGUCACCAACUAUUUGACAACUAUCCUACCGAUUACCAUGGGUGCCUGCAGGUAUUUUCCCAGAACGAGAAAGAUCGGUACAAACUUACAAAUGAACUCCCGAAAUUCUUUGAAGAGCAAAAACAGCACAGGCAGAUGCUAUCGAGUACAUGUAAAUGCGUGAGCUCUCAAGUGUGCCACGAACUCUUAAAGAUUCUACCAGAAGUUUCAUGAUUUACAAAAAAAUGCGUUCUCAUAGUAGUUACAUGUUCUAUUCUAUACUAACUUUUUGCCCUAUGCUUCCUCGAGAAAAAUAGCUCUGAAAGACACAACACAUGUUUUUACUGCUUGAUGUAUUUUUUAAAUUAUUGCUAGAAUGAGUCAAAGUGACAGUGACGGAAACCCAAUUCAGCAUAUCUGAUAUUUUGACAGGCUUUGUCACAUUAAGACGAAACAAUCCCGCAUUAUAUGGACUUAACGCUUUCUCCACCAAUUUUCCUGACGACAAUCUGUAACGCGUUGUAUAAACCUACUUUAUUCUACAACACAUACAUACAUAUGUGAUUAUGCCUACUGUUUUUUAUUUUGACUGUUACUUUGAAAAUCUGAUAUUUUAAUUCCAGGGUCAUACAGUUCGCCAGGUAAUGCCGCGUGAGUGCUAAAUUUCAGGUCAGGGUAUCUUGUGUGUUCAAAUUGAGUUCGCUUUUGUAUAUGUCCAAAUUAAUACCAUAGCCUGUCGUAAUAAUGUUUGCGCACAUAAUGGAUUCAUAUUCUUUUUGUACUUAUAAUCGUGUACAUAUUUAUACCUAAUUUGAAAUAUUCAAGGCUCUUCAGCUUCAAGAAAGUUAACUCCCGCUUCACCCCUUAGGUGUGUAAUUCCCAAAAUUUCCUUGUAGGUACCUGCUCAUUUACAUUAUAUUAAAGGACCAAAUAUAAAAAACUAUAGUUGCAUCCCUAACUUAAAGAAUAAUUGUUAAUUUUGUCCCCUAUUUCAACCCUUAAAGUGUUAUAUUCCAAUUAAAGGUAGCUUACAUCCGUCUCCAAGGUUUAAUCUAUAUCCAAAAUUCACCGAGAUCGGUUCGGCCGUUUUGACGUGAAAACAGAACAUACACACACACUUUAUAAUAUUGCUAGAAUAUAUUCUAAACAGUUUUCCAAUAACGUUGUGUGAACUCGUAGAUUUAUGUUAAUAAGCUGUGAUCUACCGAUAUCCUCACCAGUUUUUCUUAGUGAGCAUCUCACUUGUAAGAUUUAAAAAUACAUUUUAUGAUCAUUAUGGAAAAGUUACGAGCGUAUUUAAAGCUUCUAAUAUUGGAGCAACCAAGCAAAUGUAUAUAUUAUGAUUGCGAGUAAAAUUUUCAAGAACAAGAUAUUACGUGGAAAUGUGGACUUAUAUUUAUAAUACCUGUGUUUCAAUUCAAACGUUUCUUUUUAUAGAAUCCGCAUACAUUUGCAGUGUUUUUAGAUUUUUCACCUUUAUUGUGACGUGAAUUUAUGCUUCUGUUCAACAACAUCUAUGUAAUAAUAGCUUGCAGCAGUUUUCAAUAGAAGCGCAUACUUUUGAAUAUUCAUAUCUCAUUUGUGUGUGAUAAUUAACACGUGUUUGAAAUGGGUUUAUUCAGAAAACGACAGCGCUUUAGUAACACUUUAUGUUAAGUACACCGGAAAUGCUGUGCUUCUCUGAAUGCGUCCAAUUAUUCUAGUAAAGGACGGAUUUGAGUUAAGCUAAGAAGUCAAUUUGAUUUUUGAUCAGUUUCAUUAGCAAAUCCGUUCUUUAUUCAACAUAAUUUGUGUGAAAGCUUUCUACACUAACUCAGGAUCUCUUCAAAUUAAUGUAAAUGAUAAAAGCAAGUUAAAAUAAUUCCUAUGGCCUCCCAGAGCAGCUUUGCAGAUGUGUGGCUAUAUUCCACUUAGGCCGCAAGAUAUUCGUCGUAGUUAACGAGUUGUCCUCUUCAUCCCACGAUGUCAACGCGAGUGUUCCCCAGCGAUCGGUUUUGGGUCCGACAUUGUUCAUCUUACAUAUCAACGACUUCCUUUCCUGUAAGAUCAAUAGGAUUCACAGCUUUGCUGAUGACAGCAUUCUACAUAAAGGAAUUAGAGUGGCAAGGCGAACUGUGCCGGUGAGCUGGAGAAAAGAAGACUAUGAGCGACUUCCUCUCUGACGAGAGACCUGGAGGUUAUCACUGCCUGGGGAUGCCACAAUCUGGUACAGUUUAAUAGUUCCAAGACACAGUCCUUAACUAACAAAAGUGCCCUUGUGCUCAUCCGUUUCUAAGGGAUGUCCCAGUUCUACCAAGUAGCCGUUCAUUUAGGCUGAUCGGCGUCCGUCACCGAGAACUUGAUCUGGUACGAACACAUCCCGUUAAUCGCGGCAGCUGCUGAGAAAAAAGAUGUGGCCUUGAAAAUUGGAGAACUACUACAUUGUGUAAGUUGGCUUUUGUUGGUGACUUCGUGUAUCAUUUUUUCCCUCUCCAUCUUCGUUUCCUCAGGUUGCACCCGUAUCCGGAUGUAUGGGCAUGUGCACUUUUCUAGUUGCAUAUGUGCAUUCAAGUCGGACCUGAUUAAGUCAAGAGGCAGAAAUAAGUAUCGCUUGGGUUACCUAUAAUAUUUUAGCUUCGAAUCCACUUUCCUUCUUUUUGCGGAUUUCGCCCAUUAUUUUUUAUAGGAUAUGUUACGAAUCUAUUUAUUGUUCUUUGAGUACGACAACCAUUUUCAUUUCUUAUAUUGGACAAAUAAGCUAAAAAAGGCUUUACAUACGUAGAAAUAAUAUAGUAUACUUCAAUAGAAAAACACAAUAUUUUUGCUGACACAUGAUUUUAACUCCAAAUUAAUGAACGAUAAUGUAACUUAAGAGUGGAGCACUAACCUGUAAAACAGGUUCCGAACUCUAAGGCUUUCUAUUUUUAAUCUGAAUUUGCGUGAACCACAUAUGUAUAAUACUCAAGAUCUCGAGUACCUUUUUGUCGUAGUCUUUUAAUCUCACUUUCUUCUUCAUUUGGUAAUGAAUAAUUAGAAUGUUCACUUUACUUCGAUUCGUUAUUGAUCUGGUCAACGAACAUAAUGAUCUGACCAAUAGAUAAUGAUACAUUUUUUAAUUUUUUUUAUUCAAGUAUAAUUACAAUUUUAUACUGUUACCCUGAAAACGGCUUCCUUCUGAAGCCACACAGCGCUGGAGACGGUUCUGCCACUUUUCAUAGCAGUGCUGGAACUCCGAUACUGGAAUAGCCUUCAGCUGGUCGGUUACACUCGUUUGAAUGUUGUCCCAAAAUCAGUUUCCUUGAGGUGCUUUUUCAACUUUGGGAAGGACUCAAGUCAGUCGCAUAAGGAGGCUGAGGAGCUACGGAAAUGUUUGUACUGGCCAAAAACUCAUCUUUUGGAAUUAAUGUGGGACAAGGAACAUUAUGAUGCAACAGCGAGUUGUUCUUGAUCUGAUGAACGGUGGUGCGAGUCAAAUUUAACUCUUCCUUGAUUAUUCUGACUGAAAACCGGCGAUCUGCACGCAGAAGAUCCCGGAUUCUGUCGAUAUUUUUAUCGGUUCUUGAAGAUGAAGGCCUUACGGCUCGUGGUUCAUCUUUAAUCAACUCUCUCUCUCUCUUCUGAAAAUGCCUUAAACCUCUGAGAAACCUGGGCUCUUGACAAAACACUAUCUCUGAAGGCCUGUUUAGCAAGAGUUUCUGUUGUACUGUGUCCAAGUCUGAAGAAAAACCUGAUAGCACAACGUUGCUUGAAAUUGAUGUCACUCAUUUUUAGAACACAAUAGAAAAAACUGUUUCACAAAAAAAAAUCGCAAUGGACAAAAAUACUUGGGUGAGUUCAGGCGGAUCACAUGUCCCCUUUUUUCCCCCAAGCCCCGCGUCUCCAGUGUUGCCAGAUCGAACGCUACGUUGCCAGUCUCUUCAUUUAAUUUACAGACCUCGUACAUCACGAAAAACAAUGUCACUCAUUUAUGUAUGAAUGUAUCUAUGUGUAUAACUUAGGAAGUACCACUCGGAUUUUGAUGAAAUUUUACACAAGGUAACUAUACUAUGCCACGGACGAAAAAUCUUCAUACUUUUUGAAAAUUGGUCCAGUGGCAGAGCUACAGGCAAAAAACGGAAAAAUAAAAUUCGAUCAAACUUAUUAGUUUUUUGACGUUUCGGAGGAUCCUGAUGAUAUUCAGAAACAUUUUUGAAGGGGUUGAAAAUUGGAUGUUGGGGUUGUAGGGGGUGCCAGAAACUUUUACGUUGCCAGCCCCAGUAAUUGUAUGCACCUACUAGGCAUAUUUUAUAUAUACAUCAUAGAUUUACCCGUACAUUUGCCCUUAAAACUUGAAUGAUAGAGAUAUAUGUUCGAUAUACGCAUACUGGACAACUCAGCGAGCGUAUAUCUGUCUGCUUCGAAUGCUGAGGGAUAACUGAGCCGUGAUGCGUGUAUCCGUAUAUGCAACGCCAUGCUGGAUUUGCGAGUUGCCACGUUGCUGGGUGGUCGGUGGGGCGCUAGGCUAGAUCAGAUCAGAAUGUUAGUUGUCCCAACUAGAAAGUCUUUCUUUAUAUUAUUUUUUCUUGUUUAACGUGUUUUUGUCUUGCAAUUUCUGACGCCUUUAUUUAGUUCUAGAAACUCACAUGUAACUGAAGAUGGGGUUUAAAGUCACCGAAACAUCGUAUUUUUAAUACUGACUCCCAAGGAUGAAUAACUUGAAUGAUUACAGUGUGCACUGAGUAAGCAGCUUAAUGCAUGGUAAGCAGUCUCCUCGGCUCUAAGCCCGUCAAGCGCUCUGGAUAUCCGAGAAACUUCUGAGACUGAGUCCGCGAAUAACAUUGACGCCUAGCGUCGCUCGUCACGACGCCGCGAAUGUAAACGCGUCUUUGUACGAACCGCACACGCCAACUUAGACUCAUAAACAUGAAAAUCAUAAUAAUUUGGCAACGAUUCCCUGGGAUCACACUAGCUAUUUUCUAAUAUACGCGCUUAUAGACACUAAUCGUUUGCAAAGUAUUGAAAAGAACGCAGGGUUUUCAUUUGCGUGGUUUCGAUUCGUCGGUCUUUUCGGAUUUUGCCCGUUGAGAAUUGUGUGUGAAAAGUGACGUCACGUGAUUGCCACGGCCUGCCCUGUUUUUGUGCCAAUUCCACGGACGACUGUGAUUUUUGAGCCGCGCUGCGGACCGAUGAUAGGUGCAGAUGGGGAAUCAUGCGCAGCGUCUGACAUUUGAUAUUUCUUACUUCUAUACAACUCGGGAAGCACUGCUCGGAUUUAGAUAAAAUUUUUACACAAGAGCCGCGUUGUGGUCCGAUGACAGGUGCGGGCGGUGAGCCACUACCCGCUUCGUCGAGUGGGGUUGGCUGUAUCUCGCCCGCCCUCACCGAGGCCGAUCUGCCUCCCCAGCCGCUCGUCGUGCGCAGCCCUUCGGCGACGAUGUCCAUCAAAUGGCCUCCAGGUGGGGGAGGGCAGAACAAUCCUCCAGCCAGGCAUCACAACCAGAAUCUGUUGCCGAUGGCUGCCAACGUCAACAGGCAGGUGAACUUCAACUAUGGAAAAGACGGUUCCGAAUCAGCAAGGACGUUAUCAGGCUUGGACAGAGAUUGCUUCAUCAUACCAGUUCAUAGCUUAGAUAGAUUUCUUCCCGCUGGAGUGCCUAUGCCAAAACCUCCUGCAAACGGAAAUUCAAUGGAGAAAAAAGGCAAUUUACACGUUAUGGAAGUACCUGAUCCGAAACUAUGUGUCUUAUGUCACCUAAUGAGUCCCUUAGAGCCGAUAGACCCUGUAUUAGAGUCACCUCUGGUUCAACCUCUAUUCAAGCAACGGAUUACUGCGGGCGAACUGGUGAACGAGGUGGCCCAAGCAAAGACUGCAGUUACUGGGAUGUUGCUUGCCAAUAUGGAGAGAAACGCUGAAUUUCCUUUCAUAACUUACUACGUGAUAAAUACAUCUCAAACAAAUCCUGUGAUGUUUUAUAACAACUUGCGCACUGCCAGCUUGACGAAGUUCGAUCCUAGGACAACCAGGUAUACAGCGGCACAUACACUUGACUUGUACACAGAAGUAGCUUCGAUAUGUCGGCCGCCGAUUCACGAAAUUGGCAUGUCCUUAGCCAAAACGCAUACUUCGGCCACUGGUUACAUGGUUUCCGUCUACAAAGUUUUCGAAGGAGACGACAGAGAAAAAUUCGAAAGAAAUUGGUUAUAUUGGACUGGUGCAAGGAUGAUCUACAGGUACCUCCCUUCAGCGGCUGGCCUAAGGCGGAUAUCCCUUCACAAGUCCCUAAGUCCUAAAGGCGACAAAAUGUACAUCCUCUUGUGCGAAUGUGCAAACCUUCUCAAUGACGUCACAGUAUGCGCUUUACUCCUACCGGCCUUACGAGCUAGACUUACAGGAUACACCGGAAUUUUCAGACCUCUACAGACUUUUUGAAAGUACUUAACGUAUAGUAUAUAAGCGUUAUUUCGACUAACUGAUGUGAUCUUUUGUAUAUAAAACUUGAUGGCUGUUGUUAAAAUAUACUAUACAGUAUGUUACCUCUAAUAUUCGAGCAUAUGGCAAAUGGCAACACUGUAAAAAGGUCAACGUGGUGACCGAAACGUCAGUAGAGGGUAAUUUCUACACAAGUGGUUUCAUUUGGCUAAGGAAACAGUUCUAGCAGCAUAAAAAGCUCAGGAUAAGUUUUAAAAGUUACAUUAAGCUUUUUAAUAUAUUAACUCAUCAAUUAUUGUGAUAUUAUUAUUGAACACCCAGAUUAUAGAUUUAUACGCAAUAUGAUGGUGGAAUUGUAUGAUAUUUGUGGUAAAAUACUGUAUGAGGGAAAAUGUUUAGUUGCUAUGUAAAACCAUGAUGUUUAGGCUAUAAAUACAGGCAAUAAUUUUAUUUAUAGAUCAUAUCCUUUAUGAUGAUCAAAAAUAUCGUUAAAUCUUAGGGGACCACAAGUGUCUUUAAUUUAUUGAAUGGUAUAUAUAUCAUACAUAUUACGAUUCGCAAGUCAUAGAAGACCAAUAUUCCUAUGAAACAUAUUAAACAAAUAAUUUUGGAAAUUUUGGUACCUAAAUAUACAGUGUGUUGAUCUAUGGAAUGCUUUCUUGGGGGAUUCUAAGAAAAAAGUUUAUUAAAUCAUAGAACCGGUAAUGCUUCGUUUUCGAUAUACAGGAUGACAGCCUUUUUUAAAAAUCCGUUUUUUUCGAAAUUGCUGAUUUAGUUGUUUUGUUGAAAUUAAAUGCCUACAGACAUUUACCGCCGAUAAUUCAACUAAAGUCACUAGAGAAACAAUUGCCACAUGGCCAUGUAUAUCACCGGAUUUUGACACCGUUAAAUGCUUCCGUUAUGUUUUAUUGGCGCCGAUACGAUUGUACCUACUAAAUUUCAACAAAGCGUAAGAACUUGGCGAAAAGGUUAUUACAAUUUAUACAAAAAAGGACUUGAAACGUUCGGUACACUGUACUCAGACUUUAUUAGCACCCUGUAUAUUUUCCAAGAAUGUUUAUUUGAAAAACGAUAUAUCCGAACCUGUUACAAUUGAUUAUUGUACUCUGAAAUUGUCACGUUAGAAUAUUUUUACCAAUUAAAAGAGAGGAAAAAUACAUAUCCUAAUUUUUUUAUUUACAAUAUCAAUGAUUAAUAAUCAUAUUUUUCUAGUGUACCUUAAAGAAGUAACGACGACUAUAUCAACUAUAAAAUAGUUUACCAGAAAAUGGUUUCUAAUAGUAUAGAAAUUUUUGAAAAAUUACCGGGUAUUUAUUCGUUUAUCUAGGUCUCUUGAAGCAACAAUAUCAUUAUAGCAAUAUUCGUUAUACAUACGGUUUUAAAAAUGAGUUACUAUUAGGUAAUAUAAUAACUAAUAUAUCUAAUAUAUUUAAGCGUUCUGUACAUAAGAUGUUUAUCGAUGUACAUAUGUAUACUAAGGUGUUAUAUUUUUCGACCAAAGCUUAUAUGAACUUUGCUUCAUUGUAAGGCUACUGUAGCAAACUUUUAACAAUCAUAAUUUGUCACAUGUUUUGUAACAUUUCACUGGAUUAUGACGCACACAUUUGAAUAAACUUUUUAGGCAGCAAUUGAUCACUUAAAUACCAUGAGUUGUGUUUGCAAGUCCAAAUCCAAAUAUGAAUAUGUUACAUAUAGUUUACGUUUAAACAUUUCCGUUGUACAACGAUUUCAAUAAAACAUUGUUAUAUAAUUGGAGAGAUUAUUAGUAGGUACAUGCGAAUAUAAAGUUUAUAAUUUUCAUCUACGCCUUUAAAGUAUGCGAGUGCUUGGAUGUUUUGUGAAGAAUGCAACGCCUGUAAAAUAUUCAUUUACUGUCUCCUGUGAUUACAAGAUCAUGAAAUUCGGCAUACUCAAGUAAUAAAUGGUGCGCUGUUAAAAAAAUGCGAAUGUGCCCUGAGGAAGCAUUUAAAUAAGUAGGAAAUGAGUGUUUUCCAUAGGAUCCCAGUUUCAAAUUAACAUGACAGUGCAACAUGAUGUUUUGAUCAACGAGGCAAAAAAUGUACAAAAAGAUAAACAACAAAUCAAAAUGAAUACGAAAGAAAAACUUCGCGUCUCCGCAGGGUUAUUACGAAAAAAACGUUGUCAUAAUGUCACUUUCCAAGUUACGUAAUACCUCUGCCAGUCUCGAACCUGAGACGCCGGUUUGGGAGACUUUGAUAUUUACCACUGAGCGAUUACUUAACUAUAAUAAUUGUCUUCUAGAACUCUAAAUAUAAGCAAGAUAUGGUCCUUGGCCUACUAGAUAAUAUAUAAGUUGUUGAAUUGCCGGGAUCAGAUCGAGAGUUGGUGCCAGCCAGGUGAAGUUAUCCCUUCACAGCGUCAGGCACAAACAGGC